Messenger RNA from Perca fluviatilis (European perch), 1740 nucleotides. RefSeq names its product interferon-inducible GTPase 5-like. Lineage: Eukaryota; Metazoa; Chordata; Actinopteri; Perciformes; Percidae. The transcript is spliced from 3 exons. The coding region runs from base 78 to 1277 and encodes 399 amino acids. Gene Ontology annotation, cellular component: membrane. The record is from RefSeq and is a predicted model, not a curated record. Gene Ontology annotation, molecular function: GTP binding.
AACUGAACAACGCUAUACAGAAUUUAAACUUUCCUGCUGAGUCGCAACGUUCCUCAAGUACCUCAGACGGAAGUGCUAUGGAUAAUCCACAUGAUGAUGAACAAAUAGCAGAAAUUAAAAAAGAACUGCAAACCAAUGGAUGCGUUUCAGCCGCUGCAAAGAUCCAGACUUAUUUGGACGAACUGGAUAAUAUUCAGCUAAAUAUUGCAGUCACAGGAGAGUCUGGUUCUGGUAAAUCCACCUUGGUUAAUGCCUUUAGAGGCAUACACAACAGCGAAACAAAAAAAGCUGCCCCUACUGGUGUUAAAGAAACCACCAUAAAAGUUACACCAUACCCCCAUCCAAAUUAUCCCAAUGUUACACUUUGGGAUCUUCCUGGUAUCGGCACCACCAAGUUUCCAGCUGACAAGUACCUGAAGCUUGUUGAAUUCAAAAGGUUUGACUUCUUCAUCAUCAUCUCAGCUGAUCGCUUCAGAGAAAAUGAUGUGAAGCUCGCUCAAGAGAUUCAGAAGAUGGGAAAGAAGUUCUACUUUGUUCGCUCAAAGAUUGACCACAACAUACGUGAUGAAGAAGAAUCUCAGGGGUCAGAGUUCAACGAAGAAGAGACCCUUAAAGAAAUAAGGGAGGACUGCAUUCAAGGUCUUAAAGGAUGUGUUCAGUCUCCAAAAGUCUUCCUGGUGUCCAGCUGUAAACUCCACCUGUAUGAUUUCCCUCUGUUAGAGAAAACCUUUCAGGAAGAACUUCCUGCACAGAAGAGGGAUGCUCUGCUGUUGGCUUUGCCCAAUAUCAGUCGAGAAAUAAUCAUAAAGAAGAAAGAAGCUUUACAGGCAAGAAUAAAGUACCUUGCCACUAUGUCUGCACUCGGAGCAGCUGUACCAGUUCCUGGGCUUUCUUUUGCUGCUGAUAUGGCCAUGAUGGUUACUACCAUUAGAAAAUACCAAGCUACCUUUGGUCUUGAUAGCGAGUCACUGCAGCGUCUUGCUCAGACUGUAGGUAAGCCUUUGGAUGAGCUCAGAUCAGUGAUGACAUCACCACUGGCUGGAAAAGAAAUAAACAAAGAUCUUAUCAUUAAGAUACUGUGCUCUUCUGUGGCUUUCCUUUCAUUAAUGACAGCAGAGGAAGGGUCUAGAUUUAUUCCAUUUUUUGGAAUCCCAGCAGCAAUGGGCCUCUCUUUUGUCUCCACAUACCAAUCUCUCAACAUGUUCCUCGACAUGCUUGCUGAGGAUGCACAGAAGGUAUUGGGUUUGAAUCUAUCUAUGAUAUCACACUGGGUUUGAACACCCCAGUGUGAUAUCAUAGAUAGAUUGGUCUUUAUUGUCAUUGUGCUCAAAGUAUAAUGACAAUAUGAUUUCCAGCUCUUCAGUAGAUUUAGUAAUAGUGACAAGGUUUUUGGUGGUGAGGUAGCAGCAUAAGGGGUUGUUAGUGUGAAUGAGUUAUGCAAUGUUUCAGUCUUUGGCAUUAUGGGGAAGACAGUCACCUUAUGGGAUUAUUAGGUGAACAUUUCAAACUUAGUCUGCAAAGCAAAACCAACACCUUGAGCAAAUAAUGACGCUAACGGUGUAAAUACUGAAUGUUAAUCUGAAUGAAAUGAAGGGAUUUGAAAAAUCUAAUAAAAUGUUCUUUGACAUUAGCUACAAUUUGUGAUUUUGUCAUAACAUGAAAUGAUUUGAAACUAAUUUACUUGCACUUGAUUCUUGCUUUUAGGAGUCUGUAACUUCAUGGUUGAAUGAACUUAAUGGA